CCCAGCGCGGCGCCGGCGAGCGCGACGCGGGCCCCUCACGGUCCCCGGCGCCCCGCCUCCGGAGCAGCCCAUGCAGCCGCGCGGACCCGCGCCGCGGAGAAGGUUGGUCCCUGCACCCGAGCGGAGAGGCGGGCGGCCCCGGUGAGCGCCCGGAGCCCCGGCUCCAGCGCGGGGCCUCGAGGGGUGCAGACCUGCUGAGCCUGCGGCCGGCGCGAAGGGUGGCCGUAGGAGGAAGGGAGGAGAGUACAUGAAGAGAAAGAACUUGAAGAACUCCUUCCAGAAGCAAAGGGGAAGCCAGCUUGGCUGCAGACCCCAGUCUACGAAGCAGCAGCCCCACCUGGGAGCGGGGUGGCGGCCAGAGCAAUGGUGGGAGCCCUGAAGAUGCCUCAUGGCUGCUGAGCGGGCUGCCCCGUCAGGGAGCAGGGCGGCGGGCAUGCUGUGUGGCCUGUGGGUCCUGGUGCUGGUAUCCUCAGUCCUGGCUCUGGAAGAGGUAUUGCUGGACACCACUGGAGAGACAUCUGAGAUUGGCUGGCUCACCUACCCACCAGGUGGGUGGGACGAAGUGAGUGUUCUGGAUGACCAGCAACGCCUGACUCGGACCUUCGAGGCAUGCCACGUGGCCGGGGCCCCUCCCGGCCCCGGGCAGGACAACUGGCUACAGACACACUUUGUGGAGCGGCGAGGGGCCCAGAGAGCGCACAUCCGGCUGCACUUCUCCGUGCGGGCCUGCUCCAGCCUGGGCGUGGCGGGGGGCACCUGCCGGGAGACCUUCACGCUUUACUACCGCCAGGCCGAGGAGCCCGACAGCUCCGACAGCAUCUCCUCCUGGCACCUCAAACGCUGGACCAAGGUGGACACGAUCGCGGCAGAUGAGAGUUUCCCCGCCUCCUCAGCGUGGGCGGUCGGCCCGCGCGGGGCGGGGCAGCGGGCGGGGCUCCAGCUGAACGUUAAAGAGCGGAGCUUCGGGCCCUUGACCCAGCGCGGCUUCUACGUGGCCUUUCAGGACACCGGGGCCUGCCUGGCCCUCGUGGCGGUCAGGCUCUUCUCCUACGCCUGCCCCUCCAUGGUCCGCGCCUUCGCCACCUUUCCUGAGACGCAGGCCAGUGGGGCCGGGGGGGCCUCCCUGGUGGCGGCCGUGGGCACCUGUGUGGCGCACGCAGAGCCCGAGGAGGAUGGAGGAGGGGCCCAGGCAGGAGGCAGCCCUCCCAGGCUGCACUGUAACGGGGAGGGCAAGUGGAUGGUAGCCGUCGGGGGCUGCCGCUGCCAGCCCGGGCACGAGCCGGCUCGCGGAGACAAGGCCUGCCAAGCCUGCCCCAGGGGGUCCUACAAGGCCUCGGCUGGGAAUGCCCCCUGCUCACCGUGCCCUGCCCGCAGCCUCGCCCCUGACCCUGCGGCCCCUGCGUGCCCCUGCCUGGAGGGCUUCUACCGGGCCAGCUCCGACCCCCCAGAGGCCCCCUGCACUGCGCCCCCGUCGGCCCCUCAGGAGCUGUGGUUUGAGGUGCAGGGCUCUGCGCUCAUGCUGCACUGGCGCCUGCCUCAGGAGCUGGGGGGACGCGGGGACCUGCUCUUCAACGUCGUGUGCAAGGAGUGUGGAGCGGGCGGCAAGGGCGCUUGUCGCCGCUGCAGGGAUGAGGUGCAUUUCGACCCCCGCCAGAGGGGCCUGACUGAGAGCCGCGUGCUCGUUGGGGGGCUCCGGGCACACGUGCCCUACAUCUUGGAGGUGCAGGCCGUCAACGGGGUGUCGGAGCUCAGCCCCGACCCUCCCCAGGCUGCAGCCAUCAACGUCAGCACCAGCUACGCAGUUCCCUCCGCAGUCCCUGCUGUGCACCAGGUGAGCCGGGCCUCCAGCAGCAUCACCGUGUCCUGGCCACAGCCCGACCAGACCAACGGGAACAUCCUGGACUAUCAGCUCCGCUACUAUGACCAGGCAGAAGAUGAAUCCCACUCCUUCAUCCUGACCAGCGAGACCAACACGGCCACCGUGACCCAGCUGAGCCCUGGCCACAUCUAUGGCUUCCAGGUGCGGGCACGGACGGCCGCAGGCCACGGCCCGUACGGGGGCAAGGUCUACUUCCAGACGCUGCCUCAAGGUGAGCUGUCCGCCCAGCUUCCUGAGAGACUAUCCUUGGUGGUUGGGUCCAUCCUGGGGGCGCUGGCCUUCCUCCUGCUGGCGGCCAUCACCGUGCUGGCUCUCGUCUUCCAGAGGAAGCGGCGUGGAACUGGCUACACGGAGCAGCUGCAGCAGUACAGCAGCCCAGGGCUCGGGGUGAAGUACUACGUCGACCCCUCCACCUACGAGGACCCCUGCCAGGCCAUCCGAGAAUUCGCACGGGAGGUCGAUCCCACGUACAUGAAGAUCGAGGAGGUCAUUGGAGCAGGCUCCUUCGGGGAGGUGCGCCGGGGCCGCCUGCAGCCCCGGGGACGGCGGGAGCAGGCCGUGGCCAUCCAGGCCCUGUGGAGCGGAGGCGCCGAGAGCCUGCAGAUGGCCUUCCUAGGCCAGGCCGCAGUGCUGGGCCAGUUUCAGCACCCCAACAUCCUGCGGCUGGAGGGCGUGGUCACCAAGAGCCGGCCCCUCAUGGUGGUGACGGAGCUCAUGGAGCUGGGCCCCCUGGACAGCUUCCUGAGGCAGCGGGAGGGCCAGUUCAGCAGCCUGCAGCUGGUGGCCAUGCAGCGGGGCGUGGCCGCCGCCAUGCACUACCUGUCCAGCUUCGCCUUCGUCCACCGUGCACUCUCUGCCCACAGUGUGCUGGUGAACAGCCACCUAGUGUGCAAAGUGGCUCGUCUUGGCCACAGUCCUCAGGGCCCAAGCUGUAUGCUUCGCUGGGCAGCCCCAGAGGUCAUUGCACACGGGAAACAUACAACAUCCAGCGACGUCUGGAGCUUUGGGAUAGUGAUGUGGGAAGUGAUGAGUUACGGAGAACGGCCCUACUGGGACAUGCGUGACCAGGAGGUACUAAAUGCAAUAGAGCAGGAGUUCCGGCUGCCCCCGCCUCCAGGCUGUCCGCCUGGACUACACCUGCUUAUGCUGGACACUUGGCAGAAGGAUCGUACCCAGCGACCUCACUUUGACCAGCUGGUGGCUGCGUUUGACAAGAUGAUCCGCAAGCCAGACACUCUGCAGGGAGCAGAGCACUCCGGCGGGAGCCCCAGGGACAGACCUUCCCAGGCCCUUCUGAACCCCGUGGCCCUGGACUUUCCCUCUCUGGACUCCCCCCAGGCCUGGCUCUCGGCCAUCGGCCUGGAGUGCUACCAGGACAGCUUCUCCCAGUCUGGCCUCCACACCUUCAGUGACGUGGCUCAGCUCAGCCUGGAAGACCUGCCAACCCUGGGCAUCACCCUGGCCGGCCACCAGAAGAAGCUGCUACACCACAUCCAGCUCCUACAGCAGCACCUGAGGCCGCCGGGCUCUGUGGAGGUCUGAGCCCCGGGCAGAGAGCUGUGAACUGAGAAUGCCCGUGGCCCAGUCCUGGACGCAGGUCCAAGGAGGACAUGGGAGAUGUGGCCACCGUGAGAAGCGCCCGCCUGCCACGCUAACCCCGAGCCUGGGGACGCCUCACUCCCUGGUCCUCUGCCCCUCCACCGCCCUCCCCCACAUUAAAGGGAAAGAAGGGAUUUUUGCAAGUUGGAGGUGUGGUGAGGCCUCGGUCUGCAGGGAAGGGGUGGGAAGGCCUUGGAGCAGAGAGGCAGGGCCAGGAAGACCACACCGCAGAGGAGGGUGCACAAGGACAGCAGGAAGGACUUUAUUGGAAGGUAGGAGGUGGCUUCCCCACCAGGCGGUACCCAUUCCCUCAUUACACCUUUCCCCAGCCUCCUCCACUGUCUGCAGCUGUGACACCGGGGUGGAGACCAGUGCCCGAGGCAGCAAGCCUUUCUUAAAGUGCUUGGCUCAGAGAGUGCAGCCGCCAGGGUGGUUGAAGCUGGGUCCUUAUUCGCGCUGGGCCCUGUGCUUCCCAUGAGGUGUGGGCCUGCUCCUUGGUUUCCCUUUAUUGUGUUCUGCCCUCUGGACCUGGCAGAUGAGAGGUCUAGGCUUUGCUUCUUGAUGCUGCUGGGCACCAGUGUGGGCGGAGACACUCAGAUCUGGUACUCCCAGCACUGCCCGUCCUCCAGAGCCAUGGUCAUCGUCCCCCUCCCCUCUCUCCGGGUCGCUUCCCGCAGCCUCUCCCAGUUCGUGCUGCUGCGGGAAGUACUUCGAGACACUGAGGGGGCAGGAAGGGACAGGUGGGGGCCACCCAGCCCCCGUCCUUCCAUGUCAUCUUCGGAGCCUGGGUUGCAGAAGGCCUGCGCAUAGCGCCGGACGCGCUGCCGGUUGAGAUCCUGUCUGUCUUCCACCCUGGCGGCGGGGAAGGAAGAGUUGGAGAGGCUGACCUUGGACCAGCCCUUGUCUCCUGGCCCCGCCCAACCCUACUGCUGGUGCCCUUUUCCCUCGUCUGCAGCCCGAGUGGGCACAGGGGGUGCCAGGCCUCGGGAAGCAGCACAGAGUUGAGUCCAGCAGCUCUGGGGAUGCUUUCAGGGCCCAGGAACCUAGCAGGCCCCUUUCUCCCAGCGAGGCCUGAAGCCUAGGGAGCACACAGGCCUGCACAGGGUCCCUGGGGGCAGGAGGUUGAGCAGAGGGACGCCAGCCCCCGCUGUCACUCACCGCAGGAACCAACGGUCCCCCAGCCCGAACUUGCGCCCGCAGAUCCCGGAGCGAGGCCACAGGCAGCGAGGCAGCUUCUUUUCCAGCAUCACUGUGGUGGCCACGACCUGCGUGUGGGGACAAAAGAGGACGAAAUCAGAGGCUGGGUGCAGACCAGGAGAGGAGAGGAUGCCAGGCAGAGGGAAAACAGUUGAGCAACAUCUGGGAAACUCAUGGUUUCCCAGAGGUGCCAACACCCCUGAGGUGGGGACGGCAGUGGCAGCUUUGUCAGCUCUCUUCUGCGGGCGAGAGUGGAUGGGCCUUGAGCCCUACAGCACUUCACCCGUGACCUGACAUCCGGGCCGGGCUGGUCCUGCAGCAGGUGGGGAGACCUUGCUCCAAGGAGACAGGAAGGAGGGCAGAGCAAAGAGAAAGGGUCUGCAGGGCUGCAGAAUAUUUUGGCCCUACAGGUGUAAAGGCCACUUAGAAACACAAACAUCUUGCAGAGAAAUCUCGUAUCAAUACAUUCGCAUGGAAAAAAAUAUUUUCAUCAGCAAACCCUGUUCAGCCAGCUUACGCUUUUUUUUAACUCCAUUUUUUACACAACACAGUUAGAUGCCAUCCAAUUUGAGGGACUUCCAUUUAUUUUGCUGAAAUUAUUUUUGUUGAGAUAAAUUAUUUUGUAUUUUUAAAUGA
Molecule: messenger RNA, 5311 nt
Organism: Globicephala melas (long-finned pilot whale)
Lineage: Eukaryota; Metazoa; Chordata; Mammalia; Artiodactyla; Delphinidae
Gene: EPHB6
Product: EPH receptor B6
Biological process (GO): ephrin receptor signaling pathway; protein phosphorylation; axon guidance
Cellular component (GO): dendrite; plasma membrane
Molecular function (GO): protein binding; transmembrane-ephrin receptor activity; ATP binding
Source: RefSeq, a predicted model, not a curated record